Molecule: messenger RNA, 595 nt
Organism: Mucor mucedo
Lineage: Eukaryota; Fungi; Mucoromycota; Mucoromycetes; Mucorales; Mucoraceae
Exons: 1
Coding region: 47-499 (150 amino acids)
Source: RefSeq, a predicted model, not a curated record
UUUUUUUUUAUUUUCCUUACCUUUCUCUCUCUCUUUUUUUUAAACUAUGAUGGAAUAUCAGCCUAUCAGUCACCCAUAUAACUCAUCUUGUGGCUAUUGCCAUGACCAUGAAGAAUCAUAUAUAUUUGGAGAAGAUUCAAUUAGCUGUUCACCAGUUUUUGAAAGCUGCUCCGUUCGAUUUGAACAAGAACCGUUCCGUUACAAUUAUUUAUUAAAUUUGAUGACAGCGCCUGAUAUGAAUGCCUACUUAUCAGUAGCUAGUUUUAAUGAUGAUAUAUAUGCUUUACCGAUCCAUUUACAGCGUCUCAUAAGUGAAGCAAGAGAAGAAAUACUUUUAUCGAAAAAUAAGAAUUACACUGAAAAGUCUGCUCAGUUACGUCUAGAACGAGUUAGAAACCUCGUCUGGCAACGUUCCGCUGGUGACUUUUCGAUACUAAUGAACACACUUGUUGAAUUGGUUUCUGAUGAAGACGAAUUAGAAGAUCUCUUGAGAAUCUAACUUGCACUAAACACACUUACUCACACACACACACACACACAUAUAUCCCCCCUUUUUUUAUUUUAUACAUAUUCAAUAAAAAAAAUUUAUUUCGUU